Oldenlandia corymbosa var. corymbosa is the source of this 1916-nucleotide messenger RNA. The record is from the annotation of a GenBank genome assembly. NCBI's taxonomy places the organism in Eukaryota, Viridiplantae, Streptophyta, Magnoliopsida, Gentianales, Rubiaceae.
CACAGCAUCCAUCAUCAUAUCCUCUCUUCCAUCUUUCUGUUAAAUUAAUAAUUUGUAAGCCCCCGGCGACCUAUUUACAUUUUCUACUAGUUUGAUAUACAUAGAGUAAAAUCUUACCGGGAGGUCCUAUGGAUUUCCUCCGGCGAUCAAAUUCCGACCAAGAUUGUGUCUUUGGUUCAGCAACUGCUGCUUUCCAGGUUUCAGUUUCAAUGCAUUAGUUAGCCCCUUAAUACUGUUACCAUACAGAUCGCUUGUCCCUCAAUUAACUUCAUUAUAGUUAUUAUGGAUAUUGCUGUUGAAUUAUUAAGAUGCAAUCAUUGAAAUCUGGUUGAUUGUUUAUUUUAUUUUAUUAAUUUUUAUUUUUAAAGAUUGAAGGAGGUGUUGACAACGGAGGAGGAAUAGGAGAUUCCAUGACCACUAGGGAUAUCUUAUUCUUUGCCAAAGACAAUGCUGGAGAAAGAGAGUCGGAAUUUUAUAAAGAAGGGAUUGACAAUCAUGAGAAACAUAUAAGCAGACUCAGCGCAAACGGUAACCCAUCGUCUCCCAAAUUACCCAAUGGCAAUGGGAGAUCUACGGCGGAGUCUCAGCUCUCGACGUAUAAGGAUUCUGAGGAGGAGAAGCGGGACAUCAUUGUCGGAAGGAGCAGAAAUGCCACAUACUUGGCUGUGACUGAACCGGAAGCCGACAAAAAAUCUACCGGGGAUAAGAAUGCUUACAUGGCCGCCACUCUGGCUCGUUAUGUAAAGACUCUUGCUGAAAGAACCAAGCACCAGUUGGGGUAUCAACUGAAUUUGGAUUUGGAUUAUGGGGAUCUCAAUCAAUUGCUGAACUUCCACAUUAACAAUGCUGGUGAUCCGUUUGUUGAGGGGAAUUUAGGUAUCCAUUCAAGACAGUUUGAAGUUGGGGUCUUGGAUUGGUUCGCCGGGAUGUGGGAAAUCGAGAAGGAUGAAUACUGGGGUUAUAUCACCGGCGGUGGGAGUGAGGGAAAUCUUCACGGAAUCCUGGUCGGAAGAGAACUCUUUCCGGAGGGAAUUCUGUAUGCAUCCAGAGAAUCUCAUUACUCUGUUUUUAAGGCUGCCCGAAUAUGCAGAGUGGAAUGCGUAAAGGUGGAAACUUUAGUCACCGGGAAGAUAGACACUGCUGAUUUCAAGAAAAAACUAGCUAUGAACAGAGACAAACCAGCCAUUGUCAAUGUAAACAUAGGAACAACAGUCAAGUGCGCUGUUGACGAUCUUGAUCGCGUCAUAAAAAUCCUUGAAGAGUCAGGAUUCUCUGAAGACAGGUUCUAUAUCCACUGUGAUGGAGCUUUGUUUGGAAUGAUGCUGCCGUUCAUCAAACAUGCGGCAGCAAGAGUUUCAUUCAAGAAGCCUAUUGGAAGUGUAAGUGUUUCAGGCCACAAGUUUCUGGGUUGUCCAAUGCCGUGUGGAGUACAGAUCACCAGAUUAAAGCACAUAAACACACUGUCAAACAAUGUGGAGUAUCUUGCUACAAAGGAUGCCACAAUCACGGGAAGCAGAAAUGGACAUGCUCCCAUCUUUCUGUGGUAUAAAAUUAACCGAAAAGGGUACAGGGGAUUGGAGAAUGAAGUUGUAAAGUGUCUAGAAAAUGCUCGCUACUUGAAGGACCGACUUCGAAAAGCUGGGAUCAGUGCCAUGCUGAAUGAGCUGAGUAAUACAGUAGUGUUCGAGCGACCGCGCAAUGAUGAGUUUAUUCGUCGAUGGCAACUUUCUUGUGAAGGAAAUAUAGCGCAUAUUGUCGUGAUGCCACAUAUCAACGUCGAGAAGCUGGAUAACUUCUUAGAUGAAUUCGUCGAGGGACGAUCGUUGUGGUAUGGAAAGGAAAGGGUCCUGAUGCCUCCCUGUCUUGCAAGGGAUGUGGGGAGUCAAAACUGUUUAUGCCCUCUUCAUCAGCUAUGA